CCUUCUUCCCCGGAGAGAGAGAAGGGUUUAGAGUCUGCUCCCUCCUGCGCAAUUUCCUUGGCCUAAAACCCUAAUCUCCCAAAGAGAGAGCUGGUAGAGAUGGCGAUGGCAAUCUCUUCAACCGUCUUCCACUGCCGCAGAUCUCAAACUCCCUCCAUCGAACCUUCCAUUACGAUCGCUCCCCGCUUCUUCUAUGUCAGGUUCUCUGAAAAAGUCCCAAGGCAUUACCGGAUGGUAUGUACUGCCUCAUCUGCUGCUGGAAGUUCACACACAAGUAGUAAUGAAAACCCAUAUGAGGUUCUUGGUGUAAGCCCCAUAGAGGGUUUCGACAUGAUUAAGGCAGCAUAUACAAGAAAACGAAAGGAUGCUGAAAGAAGAGGCGAUGAAGCAUUCGCAGCUCAGUUAGAAAGGGCUUAUGAUAAGAUCAUGAUGGCUCAACUGACGAAUCGGAAGAAAGGCGUAACAUUUGGUUCUUUUCAGGUGUCAAAAGAUAUUAAAUAUGCUGAUAAGCAGCCAAUUGUACCUUGGGGACCGAGGUUCACGAAGUCUAGUGAAAAGGACAUGCGUAUCAACAUGGCAAUAUCAGCUUUAUUUACAGUUUGGAUUGUCAUCAAACGCAGUGCCGAAUGGAAGCCUCUGCAGUUUUUAGCAUUUGUCUUUGUAUACCGAAUAUUUGAGAAGUUGAAAUCUUUUGAGCCUCAAGUCUCCCCCACAUUUACUGAAGAUGGUGAGGAUGAAGGGCGAGGAUUGCGAAUGGGAAAGCGCCUGCUCCGUUCUCUUGCAUUAGUCUUUGGCUGUAUAGCUGCUGCUUCUUUGGCAUUCACGGGAGCUCUCAACUUGAUCGAACUUCUUGGCCGUUACAUACCCGUUUUCCUUUACAAUAAUCAGGAGUUGUUCAUUACUGCAUCUACGGCAGUCAUGCUCUUCAUCAUGGCUUCAUAUUACAGAUAACAAUUGUCAGUUUUGGUAGGUUUGUGAAUUCAUGGCACUUAUAUCAGAGGAUUGUGGUCCCUGUAUUUUGCCGAUAUAAGCAUUCUAGUGUGUACUCUGUAUCCUUUUUUAGAAAGGGUUUAGGGCCUUGACAAGGCAUUAUUUUGUUGGUGCCGGUAUGAGCUUAAGAAAACCCACACCAGGUCUAUUUGGUCUA
Molecule: messenger RNA, 1147 nt
Organism: Magnolia sinica
Lineage: Eukaryota; Viridiplantae; Streptophyta; Magnoliopsida; Magnoliales; Magnoliaceae
Product: protein CHLOROPLAST J-LIKE DOMAIN 1, chloroplastic
Exons: 10
Coding region: 100-951 (283 amino acids)
Cellular component (GO): chloroplast membrane
Source: RefSeq, a predicted model, not a curated record